GCCCAGAAUCAAAGCUCUUUCUCCUCAAAUUUUACUUCUACAUAUUUUUAUUGUUAUUUUAUUUUCACAAUAAUGAAAAUCUAGAAAACAAUUCGGAUAACUCAAUCCCGCAGGCAAAGCCUCCACCUCUGCAACAAAGAAGUGAGGAAGAGUUAAAAAUGGCGGCAACCUCCAUCUCUGCCUCGCUGGUCUCUUCAGUUACUAUCUCUAGUUCUUCUUCAUUCGCCUCCAAAGCAACUCUCACUUCAGCAAAGCUUUCGUCUUUGCCCUUUCCCUUAUCUACGCCGUCCAAUUCCGGUCUUAGUUAUGCCUUCAGGACACCGAAACCCUCGUUGCUGAGUUCAUCUUCAAGCCGGGCCUUUGUCGCUCCUGAAGCUUUGGAUUCUCAGGAAACGCUAAACCCACCUUCAGAAACCUUUGAUGACUCUGAUUCCGGCACUUAUGAGGUUUCAAGUUCCGAGACUCCGGGUUCUCCAUCACUCGACAUUGGUACUGAUACAGACAAUAUGGCCCCAAAGCAGAAGAUCAGAAUUAAACUGAGGUCAUACUGGGUACCCUUGAUUGAAGAUUCCUGCAAGCAGAUAAUGGAUGCUGCAAGGAACACGAAUGCCAAAACCAUGGGUCCUGUGCCGUUGCCUACAAAGAAGCGUAUCUACUGUGUACUAAAAUCCCCUCACGUCCACAAGGAUGCAAGAUUUCACUUCGAGAUUAGAACUCACCAGAGGCUAAUCGACAUUCUCUACCCAACUGCUCAAACAAUCGAUUCUCUUAUGCAGCUUGACCUCCCUGCUGGAGUUGAUGUGGAGGUCAAGCUAUGAGAAAGCAAUGCUUCAUUUAGGUAAGAUUGUUUCCAUUCUUUUUCCUUCUUCAUGUUGCUUGAUUUGUUCAUCUGUCAACUACUGGAAGUAAACAGUGCGCGCAAUGUGUUUAUCUUCUUCUUUACGAUGAAUGCAAAUCCCAUUCACCACGAAGUAUAUAUCUGCAUAUACUUUUGACUUUUGUUCAGUUCAUGUUUAGGCUCUAUCUAGCCACUAAUAGGGCUGAAGUUGUGAAUCUUUUUUGUUUCAUCCUGGUUAUUCCCUCAACAAUUCAUCUGGGAAUAUGCAUUCUUUUUUCCUUCUGAAACUCUAGUUAUGGGGAAUAUACAAAUUGUAACAUGAAUUAAUAUCCAGCAGCACCUGUGUCGGUCUUCUUAUUCCACAGGCUGGACUUGAUUUGAUAUCCUUAGUUUUCAACUAGUUUCAUUGGUGGAAUAUGAAUCUUUACCAAUGGUUCUAUGGUAUACUGUUACGUCGAGGAAUAUGUUUGUUUUUGAAACCCGUCCAAACAGAAUCGUGGUUAAUGAAUUGAACCUUGCUAUUGCAGCUCGUCGAGGUCUUCCACCGCUACAAAUAGCAAGGAAAUGAAAGUUCGGUGUUCUACCAAAACCUGGUGGAGUACGUGAACAGGGUUCUGUAAGAAACCGCGCUACUAGUUCAAUUAAUCACCCUUUUAGAUUCUUUGCUUAAAUGAUUUUGUUAGCUGUGUGGUAUGAAGAAUACAGAUAGUAGGCGCGGGACAUGUUCUUUUGUUACUCUGUGUAAGGGGGUCGGGAAAAGGAUAGGGGCAUAGAACGUUUCUCUGGUCACUAUCGCCAUGGAGGUGCUGGCAUGCUGCUAACUGUGCUCCUUGAUGAGGCUGCAUAGGAACAUUGUCAUUGCCUAGCGUAUCUUGUUUCAUUCGUUGCACCUACUCAGACUAUCAUAAUCGUGAACUUGUUCCAGCCAUUCUUUUUGUUGUUUGGCCUAAACCAGAUUGCCGAGAUUGCUACUGGGCACUGGCUAAGUGGCUAUGAUGAUUUGCCUCUCCAAGGUUCUGAAAGACCACAUCUGCGAAUGAUAAUAAUCUUUUCUUAUGUGAAGUAGUAAAAGUGACUGACACGACCUGACCGUCGCAUUGAGUGGAAAAGUUGGAGUCUUCUUCCUCCUUUGUCCUUUCCAUCCUCUUGUUUCAAAUUGGUAGCUCGGAUAGGGACCGUAAACGCUUCCGAAUCAUUAAAGUUGCUUGUUUGCUUUCUUUUGACUGGUAUCUUUUUUUCAAGCGUCUCAAUGGCAGCAUACCACCCAUACAAGUGGAUCCCUUGGGUUGAGCUUUUUUCAAAUGUCAUUAUUGUCGACAAUGUUAUCUUGUCUCCAAAUAUCGUCAAUAUUCCUCCAUUUUCUCAGCCAUGGCUCACGACUGUUUCUCUGGUUUUCCACAGUAUAUGUAUCGGCUAAAAGAGUGCAGGCGCAGAAUUGACUCCGCAUUAUUUUGUACAUAUAUAACCAGGGAGUGCACAUGGCUCCGUCGGGCAGACUGAAUUCCACCAUUUUUAAACAGAGCCGGUUGUUUAUCCACCAUUGACCAUAAGCUAAAAAAACCUCCACAGGGAAGGAGCAGCUGCGUCUGCUUCCUAGUGAUCAGGUUUUAGCUUCGACGGCCCAAGAAAUCCCGUAAAGAAGUCAGUGAUACGGAGCUGGAUUGCCACUCAGUCCCCCAUACGCAAUCGAUAGCGUCGGCCGCCGGCGCAAAAACCCUGUCACCUCUGUUCAUUUAGUAAUUAUUAUGAUUCGACGGAAAGCCCAUUCGUGGUAGUUAGUGUAUGGAGGUAAUGGAAGGGAAGAUUGGAUUUGGAUGUCCAAGAUAAUAUUAUAAUAUAUUUGUAUAUUCUUA
Molecule: messenger RNA, 2691 nt
Organism: Linum trigynum
Lineage: Eukaryota; Viridiplantae; Streptophyta; Magnoliopsida; Malpighiales; Linaceae
Source: the annotation of a GenBank genome assembly